AUGCAUUGGCACCAGCCUUCGCCACUCUGGCGUAAACGGGUGCGUACCGAUCGAAUCACGUCGGCAUUCCUGGCCUUUCUCGCAGUCUGUGCUGCAGAACCGGUCACGGACUCUCAUAAUUCGCAUGUUGAGUCGAGAUUGAUGGCAGCGGAUAAGUCGAAUACCGUUUGCCAGGCGCCACCCGCUGGGGAUUUGGGGACGGAGUAUAUACGAUAUCCAAUCUGUCUGGAAACGAGAUGGACUGCCGGUGGGCCGAUGCGGCAUACUACAAGUGUCGAUAUGGCAUCUGCAGCUACCUCUACCAGUGUAUAUCUGGAUGCCAGAGAUAUAACGGUAUCGGUGCCAGGUCACACAGGCGCUUCUGCGCGGGAAGAUGGUGGAGCGAUGGGUGAUUUCCAUGCAGAGCAAAGGAGCAGACAUGGUCAAGAGCAAGAUGAUGCCGAUUUAGAUUCGCCGCUAGAUAAUUCCAAUUUCUUGUCCUUUGAAGAAUGGAAGAAUCAGAAUCUGGCCAAGGUUGGACAGUCGGCAGAAACUAUGCGAAGACAUAGACAAGGUGCCAGCAGGGGUAGUGAGCAUGGCGCGCAAGUGAGGAGAAGGCCUGUCUCGUCAGCGCAGAUUAAUGAUCCCCUCGAGGGCCUGGGUGAGGAUCCAGAGAUUGGCCUGGAGUUUGGAGGGUUCUCAACAGACGAGUCGGGAAUUGCGUCGUGGGAUCGGAAAGAAAGUGGAAUUCCUCCCGAUAUUGGUUCUGGUGCUGGGGGCCGCAAUGGAGCUGGUGAGGGAUCUCAACCAGCUUUUGAGCUCGUUGGUCAGGAUGCCGAGAAUAUUCCGCGUAAGGGAAUUGGCCGCCGGAAACAUGCAGGAACUACCUGUAAGGAGCGGUUCAACUAUGCAUCCUUUGACUGCGCCGCAACAAUCUUGAAAACAAACCCGCAGUGCACCGGUUCUUCCGCCGUGUUAAACGAAAAUAAAGAUAGCUACAUGCUGAAUGAAUGCAGAGCAAAGGAUAAGUUCCUUAUUCUAGAAUUAUGCGACGACAUACUUGUCGACACAGUGGUGCUAGCCAAUUACGAAUUUUUCAGCUCCAUCUUUCGCUCCUUUCGGAUCAGCGUGUCUGAUCGAUAUCCUAUUAAAGCAGAUAAGUGGCGCGUUCUAGGAACGUAUGAAGCUGCUAAUUCCCGCCAGGUUCAGGCAUUUGCCGUGGAAAAUCCCCUUAUUUGGGCGAGGUAUCUGAAGAUCGAGUUUCUGUCACAUUACGCGAAUGAAUUUUAUUGUCCUGUCAGCUUGGUUAGGGUGCAUGGUACCACUAUGAUGGAGGAGUACAAAAAUGAUGGCGAGGCUGCAAGGGCGGAUGAGGAGGAGGACGUGAACGCUCAGCUAGAAGAAGCACAGCAGCAGCAGCAACAACAACAGCAGCAGCAAAGGCUUGACGAACUUGCAGCAAUACCGGAAAAUAUCUCUAUCACUAAAGCGACUGUGGAUAUCUCUUUGGUUCCUCUCUCCAACCUAUCCACGCAUGAAUUGACGGAGCUGAGAUGUUUCGUGGAAAGGAAUGAAACUGAAAGCAUCUUGCUCGGGCUGGUAUCCGGCAAAAUGUGUGCUAUUCGAGAGAAAGCUGCCCAUAUCGAAAGACACCCCCCCACUGCCAGUCGUGCGGGAGACGAUCCUGCUGCACCUUCAAGUGGAUCAAUAAGCUCUCUCAGUGCUGCAGAACACAUACGUUCUGGCUCUUCGACCGGCGCGUCCAUGGCCUCUGAUAGACAAGAACCUCGGCGCAGUUCUACAAGCUCGUCUAUCACUGCGAAUGGCUCACAUACAGAGCCAACGAGGAUGAACGCUGGAGCCAAUACGCCACCCCCUGCCUCGCCGCCGCAUAACCCAUCUACCCAAGAAUCGUUCUUCAAGUCGGUUAACAAGCGACUCCAGAUGCUAGAGUCAAACUCUACACUAUCCUUACUAUAUAUUGAAGAGCAGUCCCGUAUCCUCCGGGAUGCCUUCAACAAGGUCGAAAAACGCCAACUCGCGAAAACAUCCGCGUUCCUAGAAAACCUUAACUCUACUGUGUUACAGGAGUUGAAGGAAUUUCGCCAACAAUAUGAUCAUCUCUGGCAUUCUGUCUUUAUCGAAUUUGAGCAGCAACGCCAGCAAUACCAUCGAGAAGUAUUUUCUGUAGCAGCCCAACUGGGUGUGCUUGCAGACGAACUCGUUUUCCAGAAGCGAGUUGCCGUGAUACAAAGUAUCUUUGUCCUCAUCUGCUUUGGCCUAGUAUUAUUUUCUCGCAGCUCGGUGGCGCCGUAUCUGGAGUUCCCAAGGGUUCAGAACAUUGUUACCCGUACACGGAGCUUCCGCUCUCCGUCGCCUACUUACGAUUCGCCGAUUGCAUCCGCAAGCCCUAGCCCGCCGCCGAUUAGCAGGGUAGGCUCAUCCAUGCUAAGUAGAGAUGAUGCAGAUGACCACCACCGCAGUCACCCGCAUCAUCAACGGAGCCCAUCAGAACAGACAGACUACGAAGUCGGGAAUCCCACCUUUGCAUAUUCUCCUCCCACUCCAACGUCUGGAACCUCGACCCCGGAUAGAGGUGUGAAACGCUCAGGGUUCCCCAUCGAGUCGCAACGCGCCCUCUCUGCUGUGAUCUCUGCUCCCAGCAGUAUUGCUUCGUUGACCGAUUCAGAUUCUGGUUUGAGGCAACGUGCUGUGAAGAAUACGAACGAGGAGAAACAUGAGUCUGAAUCUGAAGGCGAGGCCUGA
Messenger RNA from Arthroderma uncinatum, 2745 nucleotides. Its product is annotated as Sad1/UNC domain-containing protein. Lineage: Eukaryota; Fungi; Ascomycota; Eurotiomycetes; Onygenales; Arthrodermataceae. The transcript has a single exon. Gene Ontology annotation, biological process: protein folding in endoplasmic reticulum. Bases 1 to 2745 code for a protein of 914 amino acids. The record is from RefSeq and is a predicted model, not a curated record. Gene Ontology annotation, cellular component: cytoplasm; membrane.